CUCCACAAACCACAAAUUGUGAGACUAUAUUUGAUAUUUUAUUGUUGUUGUAUCAAAUUACGAAUAAAAACAAGAUUAAAAAAACUUUUUAAGUUAGAGUUGGUAUUUUCUUGAGAAGAAGAAAAUCCAAAAAAAAAAAAAAGGCCUAAAAUAUAAGGGGUCGCGCAGAAGAAGAGGAAAGAGGAAUGCGAAAGAAAUUGAUGGGAACAAGGAGAUGUCGGUGACUACUGUUUCACCUUGUUUUCAAAUCCUGCGGAGGCUCAUCGCCUCCCCUAUAACUUCUCUUCCAUCUCCUUCAGGAGUAUCCUUGUUUUCACUACGGCUAACCAAAUCAUCCUCUUUACCUAAAACUCCCUCCUCUCUCCGUUGUUGUUAUUCCACUACAAACAUGGCUGCUGAUCCUGUUGCUGAUGCUAAUAUGGAUGCUGUCCAACGCCGUCUCAUGUUUGAAGACGAAUGUAUUUUGGUGGAUGAGAAUGACUGUGUUGUUGGUCAUGAUACCAAGUAUAAUUGUCAUUUAAUGGAAAAGAUUGAAGCUGAAAAUUUGCUGCAUAGAGCUUUCAGCGUAUUUCUAUUUAACUCGAAAUAUGAAUUGCUUCUUCAGCAACGAUCAGCAACAAAGGUGACCUUUCCUUUGGUAUGGACCAACACUUGUUGCAGCCAUCCACUCUACCGAGAGUCUGAGCUUAUUGAGGAGAAUGCUCUUGGAGUAAUAAAUGCUGCACAAAGGAAGCUUCUUGAUGAAUUGGGCAUUCCGGCUGAAGAUGUCCCAGUUGACCAGUUCACCCCAUUGGGUCGUAUACUUUAUAAAGCUCCAUCUGAUGGGAAGUGGGGAGAGCAUGAACUUGAUUAUCUUCUAUUCACGAUCCGUGAAGUUAAUAUGAAACCGAAUCCGGAUGAAGUUGCCGAGGUUAAGUAUGUGAACAGAGAACAACUGAAAGAACUUUUAAGGAAAGCAGAUGCUGGUGAGGAGGGGUUGAAGCUAUCCCCUUGGUUCAGACUUAUUGUUGACAACUUCUUGUUCAAGUGGUGGGAUCAUCUUGAGAAGGGAACUCUCAAGGAAGUCAUUGAUAUGAAAACCAUUCACAAAUUGACUUAAAAAGCGGCUGUGUUGCAGUCUGGUUGUACCAUCAUAGUUUUUCCCUUUAAACCAUCAACUUAAGUUGUGAUUUUACUAAGGCAUUCCUCUACAUUUAGGUCUGUUCUUUCUGUUUGAAGUUGGUCUCGAUGUAAUUUUUCAACUGAUUGUGGCAUAGCUGAGGUUCCAUUGAAACUCACAAUGAUAUUACUACUUAUUUGCUGCA
Molecule: messenger RNA, 1304 nt
Organism: Capsicum annuum
Lineage: Eukaryota; Viridiplantae; Streptophyta; Magnoliopsida; Solanales; Solanaceae
Product: isopentenyl-diphosphate Delta-isomerase I
Exons: 6
Coding region: 215-1099 (294 amino acids)
Biological process (GO): isoprenoid biosynthetic process; isopentenyl diphosphate biosynthetic process
Cellular component (GO): cytoplasm
Molecular function (GO): isopentenyl-diphosphate delta-isomerase activity
Source: RefSeq, a predicted model, not a curated record